AUGGUUGCUGGCAGACCUUCUGCUGGACUUGAACUCAUAGCGACCGCAUUGAUGUCAGGUUACAUGGUUGAUUCCAUUGACAACGUCAUGAAGAAUGUCUUAACGGCUGCCGAUGAAGGAAGAACGAUGGAGAUGAAAGAGAUUUACGGUUCCUACACAAUGAAGGUUAUCUCGGCGGCUGCAUUUGGACUCGACAUAGAUACCCAAAAAGAUCCCAAUCAUCCAUUUAUUCAAAAUGCAAUCCAGGCCAUUGCUUCGUUUCUAGGCAACCCGAUAACGGUUUUUGCAAGCAUGUUCCCUGCAUUGACUCCGUUGGCCUCGUUGAUUUCUCUCUUUAGUCGACCAGCUCCUUCUAUAGGGUAUUUGGACUCCAUACUGACAUCAACGAUGAAAGAAAGACGACAGACUGGAAAAUCAGGGCGUAAAGAUCUCUUACAGCUAUUGAUUGACGCCAAACUAGAGGAUAGCCAAGUCAACCGUCACGAUGCGCCAAACGAAGGCAUAGCCAAGCGAGAUCUCAGCGACAUUGAAAUUCGAGCCCAAGCGAUCAUCUUCAUGUUGGCCGGAUACGAAACAACGGCUACUACUCUGUCGUUCAUGUCGUACCUGCUGGCUAACCAUCCGGACAUCCAAAAAAAACUGUGUAAAGAAAUCGACGACGUCUUGGAGGGGAAAACACCUGACUAUGAUAACAUCCAGCAAUUGCCCUAUUUAGAAAUGUGCCUGCACGAGAGCAUGAGACUGUUCCCGCCAAUUUUAAGAUUAAGCCGUGCAGCUGAGGAAGAUAUCUGCAUCAAAGGUUAUUUCCUACCCAAGGGCACCGGGGUUUCUGUUCCCGUCUUUGUUCUUCAGAGAGACCCCGAAUACUGGCCCAACCCUGACAAGUUUGACCCCGAAAGAUUCUCCCCACAGAAUCGGGACAAGAACCACCCUUUCGCUCUCGUUCCCUUUAGCGCCGGGCCACGCCACUGUGUUGGGAAAAGAAUGGCUUUAGUGGCGGCAAAAAUUGCCAUAGCAACAGUCCUGCAAAAAGUCAAUCUUGAAAUCUCCGCUGAAACUCAGAUCCCUGUCCAGCUUCAAAAAGACACCUUCAUCUGCACGGCUGAGCAUGGCAUUCAUCUGCGCGUGCGCAGGCGAAGCGCCAAAACCUCAUUUUAA
Molecule: messenger RNA, 1158 nt
Organism: Liolophura sinensis
Lineage: Eukaryota; Metazoa; Mollusca; Polyplacophora; Chitonida; Chitonidae
Product: cytochrome P450 3A24-like
Exons: 10
Coding region: 1-1158 (385 amino acids)
Molecular function (GO): iron ion binding; heme binding; steroid hydroxylase activity
Source: RefSeq, a predicted model, not a curated record